AAGCAGUGUGUUUAAUGGGCUAUCUUUUAGAAGCAGAUGUUAAUUUGCUUUAUUGUUCUUUCAAUGUGUAAUUCUUCUUAAACAUAAGUAUAUGGGAUUGAGGAAAAUAAGGACGUCUUGGCAAUUAAAAUGUCAAGAAUGAUAAUGAAAAGACUUAAAUAUCCUCAAAUGAAUCAACACGCAAAGAAGAUUCAUUAAGGGUAUGUGAACAAUUUCAUAGGCAAUCCUGGGACAUCCUAAUUUUCUGAAGCUGGUUCACAUAUUUUUUUCACUCAUUUGAUGAGUAGAUCUCCAAGUCUUAGGUGAGUAUCCCCAAGCUCAGUCAUUUUCAGCAUUCAGCAACAUCUACAAUCAUACUGGGAUUUUUCUCAACCUGGCUACCACUAAUACAGAUUUAGAACCAAAGGCUCUUGAUAUAGCCACCAAGGAGCUUAUUGUAGUUGCAAGACCAGGAGAAGUUGACCAGAAACAACUAGUUCAUGCUAAACAGUCAACAAAAGCUCUUAUCUUGAUGAACUUGGAAUCCAGAGUAUUUAAAAGAAAUCUCUUCCUUUCUUAAUUGUUGAUUCAUAAAUUAAGGCAAGGGAUUCAUACUCUGUAGUGAGAUGUUGGUCUUGUUUGUUUACUUGAUACAUACCACAUGCAUGCUGCAGAUGGUUGCCUUAAAAGAUACUGGUAGACAAGUUUUGACAUAUGGUGAAAGGAAACCUGCGGAGCAUCUUCUGAAGUUGGCUGAAGUAAUUACACUGAAAGAUAUUUCUUCAAUAGCCCAAAAGCUUCUAUCAUCCCUGCUCACAAUGGCAUCAUAUGGAAAUGUUUAUUAUCUCCUACCCUACGAUAUAGUUAGCGACAAGUUCAAGUCAAAAAUGGGAUUGCUUUCUUAAAUCAAACUGGACAGUUAUUUGACCUAAUAGUGUGUUAAUAGUGUUCUGCGUCAGCAUUUCUUCACAGCAAGAAACGGGUGGAAAAUGAGGAGAAUGGACAUCAGCCUACUUGACAAUAAAUAGUUCCCAAGAGAACAGCAUGAGUUGUAGUAGUUUUCCCAUACGAUGCACUUCCAUGUUUUCAGGUGCACUCCAGGACUCGCUGUUUUGCUUGGAAAAAAAAAUAAGAACCUCAUUGCACUCCAAUUUUACCAAUUCUGGAUAAGAAAAUUGAGCCUCAAAUGAUCGUUCAUUUCAUCAACUACCCGUGUUACUUCGAUUUUUUCGUAUACAACUUCAGAUUGUUAAGAAAAUCUCUGCGAAGAUCGUGGGAGGGAGGUGCAAAGUUUAGGAUUUCGUAUGGGACUCUUCACCAAGCUGGCUGUUCUCUGUCUGUAAGAAAUGAAAAACAGGGGGAGCAAUUCCAGUUGAUCAGUCAACCGGCUGAAAGGUUUUUUUCCUUUUUUUUUUCUUUUUUAAGAAUUGGAUUCCACCAUCAAAAGUCAAUUUAAAAUUAAAUAAUUUUAUCGAUG
Rubroshorea leprosula is the source of this 1456-nucleotide messenger RNA. NCBI's taxonomy places the organism in Eukaryota, Viridiplantae, Streptophyta, Magnoliopsida, Malvales, Dipterocarpaceae. The record is from the annotation of a GenBank genome assembly.